Messenger RNA from Rotaria sp. Silwood2, 612 nucleotides. The record is from the annotation of a GenBank genome assembly. NCBI's taxonomy places the organism in Eukaryota, Metazoa, Rotifera, Eurotatoria, Philodinida, Philodinidae.
AUGACAAUAACAAAAUUAGAAGAUCUUUCGGUCGAGUUGUUCUACGAAAUAUUUAUUUAUUUCCAGUUUCAUGAAGUAUUCAAUAUUUUUUCUAAUCUCAAUUCUCGAUUUGCUGCUAUUGUUAAUAGCAUGCCACUUAUGCCUGUUUAUUUGGGUCUAAAUGCAAUGAGUACAACAGUAACUGAAUUCUAUUACACACAUUUAUCACAAUCGAACAUAUGUGAACGUCAUAUUUCAUUAUGUGUUUCAAAUGAAUUAGCUUUUGAUAAUGGAUUAUGGUUUGCAUCACAUGUAUCUACAUUCAAUAAUCUUCGUCAUUUAUCCUUAAUCGACAUUAAACGUUCUUCUUUCGAAUUGAUUAUUAAUGCAUUCUCACCCAAUACUCCUCUCAUCAUGUUUGCAAUACGAUUUUCAACUUAUACUCGUGCUGCUUAUACAUAUGUAGGUGUGUCUGAAGUUGCAUAUUACGAACAAAUCUUUCACUUAUGUCCUUCUUUACGUGGAUGUGAUCUACGUUUCUGGCGAUACAUAUACGACACUCUAGACGAUCAAAUAGUUCUAUCAUUUGAUGAAGGUUUCAUGCCAAUUGAAACAAGUCUUUUUAACUUAUAA